AUGAAUAAGACAAAAGGCACUUUCCAAAAAAAACUAACAACUCAAGAAUAUCCUGUAAAAAAAGAAGCGAAAUGCAUAACGAAAAAUAAAAACAUUAAUAAUAGUAAUAGUGGAAAACAUAACAGCACAGUGUUCCAAUUAAAUAAAAAUGAAGGGCGGAUAAAAGAAGAAGAUAAUAUAGUUAGCAAAAUAAAAGAACUAAAUCUACAUUUAUUACAAAAUGAAGAUGAAAUAAAUAAUAUGAGACAGGAAAAUGAAACAUUAUCCUCACAAAUUAUUAAUUUUUCUAACAAAUGCAAAGAACUACAAUUCAUAUGUACAGAAAAAGAAAACGAAAAUAAUCGGCUAAAAGAAAACAAUCAAAUGUUAGUACAUGAAUUAAAUAGAAUUAAAACAGAAAAUGAAAAAAUAGAACAACAAAAUAAACAUUUUGUAAAUAUAGACAAGAGUAAAAAUAUUGAAAUAACUAAUUUGAAAAAAGAUAUUUUUAUUUUAAAAAAUGAACUAAAUGAAAAAAAUAAUGAAAUAAAUAAUUUAAAUGAGAAUAUCAAAUUAUUGAAUGAAAAAAUUAAUAUUAUAAACGAGGAAAAUAUAAAAAACAAACAAGAUGUAAAUAAUAAUAUAAAGAAGCAAGAUAAAAUAAAUGAGAAUGUAAAUGAAAAAGAAUCUCAAAUACAAUCAUUACAAGAUAAGGUACAAAAAUUAAACAAAAUUAUUAAAGACAAAAAUGAUGAUAAUGAUAAAUGUAAAAAAAAAUUAUCGCAGCAAAAUGAUAAACUUAUUCAUCUAAAUAAUAAAAUACAAAAUCUAGAAAAAAAACAAGCAGAUGACAUAGAAAAAAUUAAAAAGUAUACAGAAAGCAUUAAACUUAUAAAAAAAAAAUAUAACAAUAAUAAACGACAAGAGCAAGCAGAGGGAAACAAAAUGGUUGAUCACAAAAAGCAACAGGAGGAUGCUAUAUUUAAUUCACAGUUUUAUAAUGUAAAUAAAAAAAAUAAAGACAAAAAAAUUAACCAAGUUACAAAUAUUCAAAGUCAUCAAAAUAGUUUUCUAACAAAAUCAAAAUACAUAAACAAAGAGAAAAGCAAUAUAAGCAGUACUAGUAGUAGCAGUAGUAAUGACAGUGAUGAUAACGAAAUUCAGAGCACUCAAAUUGUUAGUUUCUCCGAAAAGUAUAAUGUAAAUAAAAAUAUGAGGAAAGGAAAAGAUACAAACAAAAUAUAA
Molecule: messenger RNA, 1224 nt
Organism: Plasmodium yoelii
Lineage: Eukaryota; Apicomplexa; Aconoidasida; Haemosporida; Plasmodiidae
Product: protein MGET, putative
Exons: 3
Coding region: 1-1224 (407 amino acids)
Source: RefSeq, a predicted model, not a curated record